AUGUUCCCUGAGGGAAUUACUUUUGAACAAGUGGAUCCUUACAUCCUAGUGAAGGGAAGCAAGUUUUUCAGCAAGAAUGCUUUCAAGAAGAAUUUGAGGGCCUACUGUGUGAAGCAUAGACAUCAUGUCAAGUUUAAAGAUUCAAACAACUACAAGAUUAGGGUGAAGUUCAUUCAUCAUGAGAAGACCAAGUGUCCUAUGUUCAUUUAUGAAAGAGUUUUGAAGGGUGAAGGAACUACAUUUACUCUGAGAAGUUGGAAUGUGAAGCACACAUGCAAUGGAAAUGUUAAAGGGGAGAACAGAUGUGCAAAACCAGAAUUUGUAGCUGACUGGUACAUGCAUAGGUUGGAGACUCUAGGUAGCAAAAACAAAAUCCAUGAUCCUGAGUCAUUGGCAAAUGAGUUCAACAAAACAAUGAAAGUGAACAUUAAGUACCAUACAGCAUGGAGAGCAAGAAAUAUUGUGUUGCAGAAACUUCAUGGCAGCUAUGAGGAGCAGUACAAGAAAAUUCCUGCAUUCUGUGAAAUGGUGAAGGAAAAAAUGCCUGGCAGUGUAGCUAGUUUCUCAUAUGGAAGCACAGACAACACAUUCUUGUCAAUGACACUCUGCUUCAAGCCUGCUAUAGAAGGAUUCUUGGCUGGAUGUAGGAAAAUCAUUGGAUUGGAUGCUUGCCAUUUGUAUGGGAAGUAUGGUGGUGUGUUACUGGUUGCAACAGGUCUAGAUGGUCAGAAUGGUUUAGUACCUCUUGGUAUAAUGGUGUGUAUGAAUGAAACCAUUGAGAACUGGAAGAUUUUUCUCAAAGACUUGAAAGCUAUACUGGGUGAAGACUUGCAUUUCACCAUUAUAUCAGACAAGCAGAAGGGGAUUAGUGAAGCUUGUGACAAAUACUUCUUCUUGGAUGAGCACAGAUUAUGUUUCAGACAUUUGAUGAAUAAUUUCAAGAAGUAUUUCAAGUCAUACAGCUUACAUGUUCAUUUCUGGAAUGCUGCCAAAUGUUACAAGAAGAGACACUAUCAGCAACACAUGGAUAAAUUAUUUGCUGAGGAUGAAAAAGUUGCACUCUAUCUCAUAGAUCAAAAACCUGAAAGCUGGUCUAGGUCUCAUUUCUCAAAUGAAGUGUGA
Molecule: messenger RNA, 1122 nt
Organism: Papaver somniferum (opium poppy)
Lineage: Eukaryota; Viridiplantae; Streptophyta; Magnoliopsida; Ranunculales; Papaveraceae
Exons: 4
Coding region: 1-1122 (373 amino acids)
Source: RefSeq, a predicted model, not a curated record